This is a messenger RNA of Rodentolepis nana, 2094 nucleotides long. NCBI's taxonomy places the organism in Eukaryota, Metazoa, Platyhelminthes, Cestoda, Cyclophyllidea, Hymenolepididae. The record is from the annotation of a GenBank genome assembly.
AUGGAUGACAAAAAUGCAAAACGAUCCACAAACAAUCUUGAGAUAUCACCACAUCAUGAUCAUGUUGCGUGGGCUGCAAGAAGAUUGCGUAUUGGUGAAAAUUCGACCCAUAACGAUCGAAAUAUUUCGCUUAUUGACGAACCUAGUACUAUGAAUCAUGUGGCUUCGGAAUUCUCUUUUGUUAAUUAUGUCCGCAAUCACUUUAGUAAACAUGAUUUUAAGUUGAAAAGGAAUAAAAAAGCAAAAUUGAAAUCUCUUCAAAAAAGUGGUCCGGAUAUUCCACUUUCCACUUCUUCGCCAGCUGAUGAACCCCAGAAUCUCGAAAAAUCAAAAUGCUUUUCAGCAUCUGAUAGUAUGGUCCAAUUACGUGGUGGAAUUCUCAGGAAUUACCAAAAUAUUAUUAGAAUGAAUGAUAAUUCCUCUUCUUCUUCGUCAUCCACUUCAAGCUCGUCCUCCACCUCUGAUAGCAGUUCCUGCUUGGACUCCUCAGAGUUUAGUGGUGAAUAUUCACGUAGUAUAACAAGGGAAAGUGAUUCAUCUUCCGACUCAUCGACUGAAUCUGAGUCUGAGUUGAGUCCCCCUGAAGCGCCAGAUGGUGGUUGGGGUUGGAUAAUUGUAUUCGCUACUUUUUUCAUUCAAAUGAUUGACGACGGUGUUGCCGUCUCUUUUGGAAUUUUCCUCGAUGACCUAGCAGAGGAAUUCGGUACGUCAUUAAGUGUCGCUUCCUGGGUUGGUGCCUUCGGAUAUGGAAUUCCCUGUCUUGCUGCCCCACUAGCUUCAAUGCUGAUAAAUCGAUUCCAGUGUCGAAGAGUCUGUGUUGUCGGUGGCCUCAUAAGUGCAGUUGGCUGUGCUCUUGCCUUUUUUGUCGAUUCAAUGAUUGGUCUUGUUCUCACCUUUGGUAUUCUUGUUGGCUUUGGUGCAAGUCUUUCGUCCACGGCAGCACUCAUAAUCGUCUCGCUUUAUUUUGAUGAUCGCCGGGCUACCGCUACGGGGUUAUCAAUUGCGGGUUCUGGCGUUGGAUCAUUUGUUUUUGCUCCUCUUGUCAAUUACCUCAUUAGCAUUUAUACUUGGCGGGGAGGAAUGCUUGUUCUUUCGGGUAUUUUCGCUCACAUUGUAGUUUUUGGGUGCUUGAUGCGUCCCAUUGAAACUGGUCGACAAAGACGAAAGCGUCAACUCCUCUUGAGAAUGGAAAACUUUGCAAAGGAGUCAGGUUUUAAGUUGCCCGAAGUCUAUCUCAAAAGUGAGGAGGAAAGUAUUGAUCGACGAAUUCAUCUACUUCGAAAACUGCUCACUAGCCCACAGCGUCACAGCUCAGUUUCCUCGGAUUCAAACUCGACUAGCUCUCUUGUUAUCACUUCCAAUAAGGGACAAAUUGAAGAAUCGAUUUUAUUGAAGGAAUCUAAUGUAGAGAGACAACUCAUACCACCACGACCUGUCCUUCUUGAUCUCGCACCCAAUUCAGCUGCAACAAAUAUCUGCAAUGCUCUAGCUCUUAUUCAGCCUGUUUAUGGUCGAACUAAGCGUUCAAUCUACCACUGCUCGACUGCAAUUCAAUCUGUAACUGAGAGCCAAAUUCGAACCGCCCUCAGUAUGCCUGACCUCCAGGGUUCAACCUCAUCUCUAAUUUCCUCAGAAAGUUCGUUAGCUUUCACUCCUUUGGGUCGUAUUCGUCAGCGCUUCAAUCGCGGAAUUCGGCAAGCGAGGCGGUAUCUCCGAUCUGCCAUUGACCCAUCAAUGUUUGAGAGCCUAUCCUUCAAUCUCUUCCUUAUCUCCACGUUGAGUUUGUUCUUUUGGUGCAAUGUUACUUACUUCUUCAUCACAAUAUAUGCUAAUGAUCAUGUUGGAAUCUCGAGUCGAUUGGCGGCUAUGCUUCUGGCCAUCAUGGGAAGCUCGGAUAUGGUGGGUGAGAUUGUCUACGGAUGGGCAGCCGAUCAGAAUUGGUCAAAUAUUCUCUAUCUCUAUACCUCUGGUGUUAUGGUCUGUGGUCUUGCUACCAUGCUUGUCCCACUUGCUACUUCAUUUUGGUCCCUCGUGCUCUAUAAUCGUAAGCUUAUUCGUUGUAUCGCUUGCUAUUUAUUGCAUUGUUGCAAUUAG